Molecule: messenger RNA, 7476 nt
Organism: Gallus gallus (chicken)
Lineage: Eukaryota; Metazoa; Chordata; Aves; Galliformes; Phasianidae
Gene: AK8
Product: adenylate kinase 8
Exons: 14
Coding region: 6110-7471 (453 amino acids)
Biological process (GO): nucleoside triphosphate biosynthetic process
Cellular component (GO): cytoplasm
Molecular function (GO): AMP kinase activity; nucleoside diphosphate kinase activity; ATP binding
Source: RefSeq, a predicted model, not a curated record
GGCUGGUGGAGCUGGAGGUGUUGCAGGGGUUCCUUGGAGGACCGUGCUGUGCUGAGCCCAGAGGAGCGCCGUGCUGCUGCGGUGGCCUCGCGCGUCCAGAGGGGAGGCAGCUUUUGUUGUCGGUGACAAACGUGCCCUGGCGGUAAUGCAAGCUCAUUGAGGUGGCUUUUUUCUUCUUUUAAAAAGGACUUUAGCACCAGGAUAGUAAUGGAAACCACUUUCGGUUUGUUUAUGGACCACAACGAUUACGGAGGAACAAAUUUUGCAGUUUGUUUUUUUUUGUAAAAGUCUAAAAAUCAUGGAUCUGCUGUAUGUAGUUAACUUGCAGUUUGUUUGAAGGGGUCCCAUCAGUGAAGUGGAAACAGAUUGUUUUUUUUUUCUAACUGACUGCUUUUAGUUAAAUCUAAAAUUGCUGUCUUUGUCAAGUUAAUCUGUUCCCUGCCUCGCUCUUUGUAAGCAUGUUAAACAAUCCACAUUAAAUGCCAUAAAUAUGAAAUAUGAGGAAAUGGUACAAUCCUAAGCUAAAGAGAACUUAAACCAAAAGGAGGUUUUGCUGUCCUUAUUAGAAUGUUCUAAAAUGUCAAGGCAGUUGCUUGUGUUUAACUGUGAACAAAUAAAAUGUAUUGUUUUGCACUACUAAGUGUUACAUUCCCUGCAAGCCUCUCCUGGGGACCGAGCUGUGCUGAGACAACGUGCAGAAACCAACUGAAGCAUCUUCCAAGAUCUGCGAGCAGAACAGCAUUGAGCAGAACAGCAUUGAGCAGAUAAGUGCUUCUGCCCCUUUUUGCAUGGGGUUCAUCUGUUAGAAUUUGAACAGCACGCACGAGGGCAUGGUACAAGUCAGUGUGCAGCUGUCUGUGAAAACACAAUCGCUGAAUGGUAGUGCUUAGGAAGAAUGUUGUAUAACCUUAAGCCUUAUUCCAGGUAUUGGGUGAUGGGGAAAGCUGCUUUUGGUCCUCCUGCAUUGGACAAGAAAACAGAAAGUUCAUCUGAGCUCAUUUAGAAUCCUUUUUGCACAACCCUUAAGAAGUGUAGUGCUGGAAAGCUGAAUGUGCCAGUGUAAGAAUUGCAGGAUUGUGGUACCCACAGAAGUGUGGCCCCAAGAUAGAACAAGAAGAAACAAAAGCCACACUGUGUAACAGCGUAGUAGUUCGUAAACCUGGCUGCAAGCAAUAAAUACGCAAUAGGCACCAGGGAAGGAAAUCAAUAACUUUAUUUCAUGACUUUUAAGCACUUUUGCUGGUUGAUCUUGAUUUAUUUUCACCACUUCACUACCAGUGCAAUAGGCUGGAGUUAGAAAGUAGCUGGUUACAGAGCUCUGUGGGUGAAGCAUUGGGCGUUCAGUGCCCCACGUGCAUUCAGAGCCCCAUAUCAGCAUCUGGGGCUCCAGGGCAGGACACUUCACUUGCACGCUGACAGAAGUCAGAGGUAGCCCUUACCCCAAGGCAGUGAUGGGUGCUGGGGGUCCCCCUGAGCUCUGCUGCCUGCCGCCCUGCAGCCCUCUCAGUGUCUGAAUGAAAUGCAGCAUUUAUUUUCUCGGUGUACAUCAGCUCAGUGCCAGCACUCUCUUGAGGUUUUAUGCUCUCAGAGGCUAAAGUAAAACUUUAUGGCACUUCUGUGCUUGGCAUUUACAUCCUGUUUAUGUAAAUGCCUCAAACAGCUUGAUUUGUAAGAGAGAAAAACAAUUCUUGCUGUAUCUUUUUCCCUUUUGAAGUGUCCAUCCACUCUGGAAGAGGAGAACUUGUAUGGAAAUUAAGUAAUUUGUCUCUGUUUUUUUGAGGUUUAACUUUGUGUCUUUCCAACAGAUCCUGGUCGUGUCAUUACCAAACCCCAGACUGCAGUUUUAUGUGCUCAUUUUCCUGCUUGUGCCUUCAGAUUUUGCUUAAGACUGAUUGAAAGGAUAAGGCCAGGUUAGAAACGACUGCUGAAGUACGUGGAUUGUGUUUGUUGUGUGUGUCAGACCUCUGUCAAGCACGAGCGCUAACAGCAGGGCUGGAGAGGCAGCAGCUCUGGUGGCACUGCUCUGACACACACAGUUUGUGCUGUCGUAUGCUGUGGGAACUGAAAGGAGCUCCGGAGUGGAGGAUAAUUGCAGUGUGAUCAGAGCCUGCAUAUUCAAACCGAAAUGCCUUGGCAGCUGGCACUGGGACAGCCAGAAAAGAGAGCUGGGAAUUGUAUCCCUGGUGUCCCAACACUUGUCGCCCUGUAGUCAACAUAGCUGUGCUGGGUUUGGAAAACUUUCCAGGCCAGCAACUGUUAUCAGACACUUGUCUUUGCAACAUGAAACACAACCAGGCAGCUGCAGACAGCUUUGAUUUCCCUCCCCGAAGCUGCCUCUGCAACACAGCUCCCUAAUGAAGCACAUCUUGCUGCUGUGGCCCCGUUAGUGCCCAGGAGUCUGUGUGGCCUCAGGAAGGUUCGUUAUCAUUUUGGAGUUCAUCAUGUUUCAGUUGGAUUGUGAUGUCUCAUAAAAAUAGGCUUCUUCUCCAGAUGGGCAGACAUAGUAGAGAGCAGCACGUGGAGGCAGGGAAGGAAGGAAAGUGCAGAAGAAAGAGGGGCUAUGCGAGGAAUGACAGUGCUCCUGAAACUACUUCUUAUUUCAUCUGAGCUAUUGUUCCUUCCUAUGUUCCCUCCUCUGUGCUGUGUUAAUUCUCCCUUAUUUUCUGGCUGCUUGUUGCCAAACUCUGGUCCUAAAGCAACAGCUUUCCACAAUUUUUAGCAAACUGAGCCAAGUAUGCAAGGGGAAAUUGUUUAUUCAGGAGUGUCUUCCAGCAGGAAGCAAAGAACAGGAGCUAAUUUGCCUGUGGGAGGGGAAAAGAGCAGUCAGAUACAGGGAAGACAUAGCAUUAGUGAGAUCCUAAGUUUGUAGCUAACUGCAUUUGAAUAAAAGCACCACCACAGAUGCAUGUCAGCUGCAGGGAGUGGGGGCUCUGUGACUGCUGAGCCCCCUAAGCGGGCUGGGAAGAAAGCUGCUCUCAGCAAUGGUGGAAAGGUAUUGUGCUGGAAUUGCAAAGCGCUGUUAUAAAAGCAGUGUGAGACUAUUUCCAGUGCCUUUCAGUUUCAAUGAACGAGGUGUCAUAACACCCUUGAAAAUGAAGGAAGGUGGGUUCUUUCCUUGAAAAGGGGGAGAGACUUUUUUUUAACUUGUAGUUUGUGAAGAAAGGAACCAUCUGAAAAUGGCCACAGCUUUCUCAGUCUCUGCUUCCCUAAGAUUCCCAUUAAUCACCCUUAAUGAAAAGGACCUCCCAUUAGCUUUGCAGAGGUCUGGGAAGAAAUCCUUUAUAUCCCCAGCUCUGCUGACAGCAGAGAAGUCAAAAUGGGCAUAAGGAAGAUGUGCUGGGUGGUGUUACUGGUGAUGGUGUGAGGAUCUGCAAGGACCAGCAGAGCCCAGGCAGUGCAGCUAAACCAUGCUGACCUUUCCUAUAGCCAAUGGCAUUACAGACCUGUCAACGCUGAUUCUUUGGUCCAAAAAGCAGGUGAUUUCCAUGGGAUCAGCUAGGGUGGGGAAAUCUUAGGGAUAAGCCCAGUGUGAUUAGAAUCGGAUUGCUCCUCACUGUUACUCUCACCAGAAUACUUGCCAAAGGGACCAUGAGAGAUAAAGCUGCUUCUGUUGAGAUCUGACUUUCAAGAGGACAGUGGAAAUAGCAGCAAGGAAGAGGAGGGUGUAUCUGGCAGGACUAACUCUUCAGAUCUUGGAUCUCUAGUGUUCAUUUCACUAUCUUUAAUCAGCCACCUGAUUAAAGGCGGUUAAGUGGAAGACGCACGAACUUUGAUCCUUUAAAAGGCAUGUCUGCCAGGUGGUUUCCAGGGGCCUUUAAGUUUCCCAUUUUGAUUUUCUCUGUCAGUCUCGUGCUUCUUUCUGACAUGCUUAUUCCCCUGCACUUGUAUGCAAUCUUUGUUACUAACUGAGGUCUGAGCUUCAGGGUGGACGGAAGGUAUUUUGGGGGAAAUGGCUGCCCUAGCUGCUGCAUCCUGGGGUGCCCUCUUCUCAGUGACAGCACUUCCACCACUCACAUUACACAGCAUGCGCCGCGGCAGCUUCUCAGUGUGGGAUAGCCACUCCUUCACGCCAUCUAGGACAAUGGGGAUGAGGCUCACCACACCUCCGAAGUGAUUCUUUGCUUCGUCACAGCUCAGGUGAUUCACAACAUCGUGGGGGUAUCUGUGGGACAGAAGGAAGCCGUUUGUUGAGUAGUCCAGGCAAUGCAGCCCUGGUGAGCCCAGCAGUGCCUCCCUGAGGCCCACAGGGAAGGGUGGAGAUGUAGACAGCAAUGUCCCCAGGACAAAAGGGCACUGAUAGGACUUGAGAAAGGAGCUGUGCCGCACAUGGCAUUGUGGCUGCUGGCCUCAGCCUGCAGGAGUUCAAGAGCACAUGCAGACACCUGCUCCACAGAAAUUAACUAUACACAGAGCAGAAAUAGCAGGGAGGAGCUGGAAUUGUGUUACAACAGUAACCAACAGGGAGGUCAAGUAGGAAUAUGCGUUCUUGCAACAGUCUUACUGUAUCAGCAAUGGCCUCCACAGAAUUCAGCUGACAGAGGACGUACUUAGCUCGGAUGGUGCUCAGAUCAUUGCUGUGGUUAAGGAGCAGCUUGCAUCUUUCCAAAAUUUCAUUGGUUGUGCUGUUACCAGGAUGUAGAGUUUCCAGCUUGUGGCAGAGAUUGCUCAGGUCAUUACAGAUGUUUAGGAACAUGGUGAGGAUACGCCUGUCCGUUAAGUUGUUACAGUGGUGGUCCAUGUAGGACUGUACCUGCAGAGUGCAACAUGGGGAAAGACAGGGUCGUGCAUGUUAAAUUACAUUGUGAUAUGCUGCAAAGUUGCUUAGGUUAGCGAACAGCAGAUACUUUCUGGUGUGACCGAAGGAAUGGGCCACUAUGGAAACUGAUACAGAGGCAAGCAGUAAGCUUUCUAGGGCAUGCCUGAGAUGUUUCCUCAUCAUUGAUCACAGCUGAAGAGGGCUGGGGUAAUGGAUCUGCCUGUCAGCACGGUGACAAGCCUGCCUUCCCUCUUUGGAGAGAAGUAUGGCAGUACUGCAGCCAAAAACACAGCUCUGCUACGAGCACUACAGAAAUGGGUUGGGUGUAAGUAGGGAGUUUUCUGUCUCCUGCACUGCCACAGCUGCUUGCACAGAAUGGGGUGGGAGAUGGGGGUGGUGGCCAAACUGGGAGUGUUUUGGAGUAAUAGCAUGGAUGUGCUUGCAUACAUGCACAUUCUUCAUGGUUCUUUAUUUGGCACUAUAAGCUGUGACAGCAAAAUUAAAACCAUUUAAUCUGAGUUGUCCUUACUAACCUAUUAUAGCAAUGACAAUUCCCUAUUUGCCCUGAAUGGUUUUGUUACUCAGAGUAAAUGGCACUGCAUGGUGAAAGACUAUGCCAAGAGAUUCAGUAUCUGCUCCAAAGACAUUACAGACACUUUAGACAUGAGUGGUAGGAAUGUAAAACACGGGGUGGGGGGGGGUUGGCAGCCAUGGCUGGACUGUAAGACCUUCAGUGCCUUCUGUAAGACUUCAGCAUAAGAACGAAGGAACUGCUCUAACACCGGUAUGCUCUGUGCAUACAGAACAGCCAUGCUAUGCACCAGGGCAAAUUCUCAGCAGGUAUGUAAGAGAAAUAAAGAAGGCCCCUAAGGGUCCAUUUCCACUACAGAUUUCUCCUUCCUCUGUGUUCAUUGUGUGUUGUGUCCAUGUGAGUGGCAGGAUUUUUUUUUAUUGCUGCUCUGAGCAGAAAUGGUUCUAAAGAGAAUAACAUUUUAGCCUGGGUGUUCAUCAACAGGGUUACAGGACUUCUUUCUGUCCAUAGAAGAGAGUUAAUGCACCUACAUAUCCAGGAGGGGACCAGGAUAACAUGAGCAACAGCUUGCAAUGACCGCCUGGUUCUGCAGCAGGCAGUUGCUGGCUCUUAAGCUGCAGCCUGGGGAGCUCAGGGAGAGCUGGACUGAAGCCAUGAGCACAGCCAGGCUCGGCAGCAGAGGCACUUGCUGGGUUAUUUGAGUCUCUGAUUGAAGCAACUGACAGCACAGAAGAGCUGGAAAGCAACAACGGCAGCAGGAGGAUAAAAAAGGAGAAGAUAUACGACGACACAGCCCGGCGGUCCCCGGGCCCCAGGCAAACAUGCUUGAGGAGCUGUUAAUUCAUAAGCCUGAGGACCCCAUUGAGUUUAUGAUAGAGCAUUUAAAGCAGUACAACGACGAUGCUCCAAGGAUUUGCAUUCUCGGUCCGCCUGCUUCUGGUAAAACUACAAUGGCAAUACGGCUUUGUAAACAUUUGGAUGCCAUACGUAUCUCUCAGGAGACUUUGCUUUCCAAGGAAACAUUAGCUCUGACAAAGGAAGCAAAGGCAUAUAAAGAAAGAAAACAGAAAAUUCCCAACGCGCUUUGGGCCAAUCUGAUCCGGGAACGUCUGUCAAGCGUGGACUGCAUCAAACAAGGCUGGAUUUUGGAAGGCUUCCCUGAAAAUCAGGAACAGGCACGGCUGCUGCAAUCAGCUGGCAUCAUUCCGAGGCAUGUUGUUGUGCUCUAUGCUGCAGACACUACGCUGAUUGAGCGGAACAGUGGAAAGAGGCUCGAUCCCCUCACAGAAGAGGUGUACCAUACGACCUUUGACUGGCCAAAUGAUGUGCAGAUACAGCAACGUUUGGUGAAACCAGAUCUGUCUGAGGAGGAGAUGUCAAAACAACUGCUGGAAUACCAUAGGAACUUCCCCGGGGUGUUCCAGAUCUACCAAAAAAUUCUGAGAUCAAUCAAUGCAGACCAGCCUUGUGUGGAUGUCAUAUCACAAGCUCUUACCUAUGUCCAAACCCAGCACCGAUCAGCUGCCCCUUUUACUCCACGUAUUCUCUUUUGUGGCCCCCCAGGCAGUGGGAAGAGCCUGCAGGCAGCACUAAUAGCUCAGAAAUACAGCGUUGUCAACAUUUGCUGUGGGCAACUGCUAAAGGAAGCUGUUGCAGACAAGACAAAACUUGGAGAACUCGUUAAGCCUUAUAUUGACAACGGAUACCCAGUCCCAGACAACACUGUUAUGAAGAUCCUGGAGAAACGCCUAAAUGCACCAGACUGCAUGACCAGGGGCUGGGUGCUUCGUGGCUUCCCAAGGGACAUAGAGCAGGCAGAGAGGCUGCAAAAAGCAUGUAUUAUUCCAAACAGGGUAUUUUUCUUCAAUCUUCCCUACGAAUCCAUCAUCGAACGACUGUCUCAGCGGAGGAUUGAUCCAGUCACAGGGGAAAGAUACCACACAACACUCAGACCAGCACCCACUCCGAAGAUCCAAGCCCGCCUCAAGCAGAACCCCAAAGACAAGGAGGACAACAUUGAGAAACGCGUGGACAUCUAUCAGAGGAACGUCAAGGAUCUGGAGGAGUUUUAUGAAGACGCCUUUUAUGUCAAUGCUGAUCAAGAUCCGCAUCCUAUCUUUGAGUUCAUAGAAAGCUGUAUCAUUAAGCCCCUUCCAUGCAAAAAAUUAAAUGCUUCUAUUUAAUUUAG